AUCCAAUAGGCGCUGGGUGUUUCGCUGUGCUGACCAAUAGGAGCGCGUGUGGGGCGGGCGAACGGCGUCAGGCAGAGGCUGUGAGGCGGGGGAGGGGCGGCUCCUCCCGGCUGGCGGCGGCGAAGAUGGCGGAUUUUUUGAAAGGAUUACCUGUCUACAACAAAAGCAACUUCAGCAGAUUCCAUGCAGACUCUGUAUGUAAAGCAUCAAACAGAAGACCAUCGGUAUAUCUUCCCACGAGAGAAUACCCAUCUGAACAAAUUAUAGUAACAGAAAAGACAAAUAUACUUUUGCGUUAUUUGCAUCAGCAGUGGGACAAAAAGAACGCAGCAAAGAAGAGAGAUCAAGAGCAAGUGGAAAUUGAAGGUGAGAACUCGGCGCCACCACGAAAAAUCGCUCGGACAGACAGCCAGGAUAUGAAUGAGGACACUUAAACUCUCGGGCCUCUGCUCUUCUACUUUGCAGGCGCUUCCCAUUUUUUGUCUCCAAGUGUGUAAAUUUUGCCCCUCGCCCCCAUCUCUCACCCCUCCACUAUGCAGCCCAAACCACUUCUGACUUCAUAGGAGCCAAUGUAUUUAUUUUUAUUUUUUUCUCCUUUUUUUCUUUUUUUUUGGUUUUUCUUUUUAAUUUAUGCCGUAAAACUUGCGGAGCAAUGGUGGAACAAUCCAGUGAAAUAUGUAGUGUAACCACAGCUCCUCCUUUCUAACAACAUACACCAUCACUUUAACAGGUUUUAUUAACUCUGUUCGCUAACCAACCAGCUCCAGCUGUGGAAGCCUGGGGAGGAGCCCCUAGAGUGGUGUACAGGCUUUCAGAUUCACAUACCCAUUGACAUAAGUGGUUAACUCUUCUUUGGAUAUGCCCAGUCCAGCUAGAAGUGUGGGGGCCUUGCUGAUUUUUCCUCCAGUUUUCUGCAAUUGGCACUGCAUUUAAGUGGGGGGUGGGAGGGAGGGAAAGAAAAUCAUGGAUGUCAUUUUGGAUUAUGUUGAUCUUAGCAAACGUGUUGUCAACUCGGUCUAUCAGUUGUAUUCUUUUGGUCUGUUCUGUAAGGGCCACAGUCAUUUAGCAGCGUACGUUAUCUCAUGCAUAGGUGGUCGUGGAGAAUUCAAGUAAAAGGUGUGUUGCUUGUGUUGCUCUUAAAUUCGAACAGUCUCUUGGUCUUGGACAGACUGAUAUGUGCAACUUCUCCGUUGGAAUAAAUGGAUACUUUGAUCCUAUACUGAGUUAUUUGAUCAGCAGUGUAUUUGAGCAGCAGCUGAUGGAUGCAGUGAGGUAGGCGCCUGGUGGCUGAGUCUGGGAGCACCUCGGCAUCUCCAUCUGGUUCUGCCUCUGCUGCUGGCUCUGACUGAUGGUACGCUGUGCUUUCUGGUGAUAUCAGCCUCUCUGGAAUUGGAGUCCAGGACUUAGAGUUGAUCCAAACGUGAGCUUCCGUGGUCUGUGCUUCAGACCCAUCUCUUUCGGACUGUGACAGCUCAGUGCCUGUUACCUGAACCCUCACUGACUUCACUAAGAGCAGAAAUGGAGCCCAUAAGUCACCUAGAUGGAUCCAGAGUUCAGAGACCAAAAGGAAAUGACCGCCGCCACCCGAAGGGGACAGGAGGUGUAGCUUAGUAACGACGUCUUGUCUGCUUUCACGUAAGGAGCUGACUUCACACUGUGUUAGUUGAAAUCAAUACGUUUAUAACUGUGUUUUUUUUCCUCGUUCACGAAUCCAAAACGCUGAGAAAAGAGAUGCUGGAUAAACUCAGUGCUGUGCAGCCACGAGCUUGGAGAACUGGACUUCUGUGCCUCCCUUCUGCAGACGCCACGUGGUCAGAUGUGGGGCAAAGGGAACACGAAGGGAAAUACUGUUGUUUGUGACUGCACGUCGUGAGGCAGAACCUUGGGGAGAGCAGGGCACAGCUCUGUCAUGGCUGUGUCUUUAAAUGUAUGCUAGGCACCAAGUGAAUGAAGUUAAUGCUCAGUAGGUUAGGUUAGAUCUCUGUCCCUGCCUUAGUAACCUCCUCAUUACUGGAAUGUUGCUGAAAAUGCCAACCGUGUUGGUGAAGAGAAUACUUGGAAUUCCUUGAGAUUUACUGGCAGUGGUGAGAAGACUGUCCAGAGUUAUGCUGUCAAAAAGUCCUUCUGUGCAAGAUGCUGAUUGAAGGCGCUGCAUUAACAUCUGCUCUCACAGGGAUCAUCUAAAGCUGAGACUGGGAGAAUCCCCUUUGAAGAACUGUGAGAUACCAAAAGAGGAAACGGACCCGGAGCUGGUGGUAAAGUGUGACCAAUCCACGUGUUGGGCAAGUUGGAGAGCUGCAGCCAUGCAGGCUCAAGUUUGUACAGUGCUUUAAAGAUGUAAAAUGCUGUAUACUUGAUUGAUAUGGCAAGGUUUGGGCUUUGCUGACUUCUCUGCUAGACAGAGCGAUGUACUAUUAAAGAGAGUUGGCACUUCCUUCCUGUUGUAAACCCCCGUCUUUGUUCCCUCGGUGUCUUUGGAAAUGAUCUGGAGCCUUUGCAAUCUUUCAGAUGCUUUUAAGAGGUGGGAGAAAGUUGCCUUUAUUUUAACUAGUUCUGAUGUGAUGGAGGAAAUAUCAAACUUGUCUCUUUUUUUUUCUCCCCAUUUCUGGUUGUGUACAAGCAGUGUGGAUCUCUAAUAAUCACAGUGAUUCUGCUUCCCAUCUGACCCAAAGCAAGAGCUCGCUUCUUUCCUCCUCCCUCCUCCAGCCUGCUGUCUGUGCUGCCUCACGCAAGCUGUCCUCAGGCUGUUGCACUUUGAUCCUAUCUGUCUCAUAUGUGGUAAGUGUCUCGGGUUGGAGUGUUGCAUGGAAGGUCUCCUUUGACUGUGACUUCCUGGUGCCUUAGUGCAUUGAGAACAACAAAAACAAGCAAACAAGCCCUUGGAUUUCUUUGCUGAGCGCACUGUUUGUACAACACCUGGCCAUUCUGACUCUUGUUACAAGGUGACUGAAAUUUAGUGACCCUCAGGGGUUUUUUUUGUAUGUCGGCGUAGUGCUAUUUGUAUUGUUUCUGUUACGAUGUAUACUUCAAGGUUUGGCUUUUGUAAUGAAAACUUGAGAUACUUGUCAGAGACCAGAAUAUUACUGUUCUAAUUAUGCUUAUGAUUUUUUUAUUAUUAUUAUUUUUUAGUGGAAUAGGGAAUCUUUGCUCAAUAAUCAAAGCAGCAGAACUGCUUCUUUCUACAAGGGGAUGACAGCAGGGCGCUCCUGGGAGCAGCUGAGGUGUGAACUGGGUGAGUGUGGGAUAUCAGAAAGUCAGGCACUGCCUUUGUGUUUAACGUAUAGCUGUACCAGUGACUGAUGGGCAGGGAACUAACCUUAUGUUGAGGCUAAUUCUUGGCAUCAUAGGAACAUUUUACUUACCCUAUUCCUAACACAUAAGUUAGAGGUGUUGGAAGACUAGAUGAACACGUUCUGUUCUGCAGGUGGUUCCUGCUUUGUAUUGUCUGGUGCAGUUUGGUACAGGUAGCGUGUUUGGCUUCCAACCACCUCCCCACUUCUGUCCUUGGCUGUGCACCCACGCCAUGCUGUCCAUGCUAAGAGCAGGGGAAUGGGGGUGACCUCUGUAGUGAACACAGGGGAAAAACAAAAUGCAGCAGAACCUGUGGCUGGGAGGUUUGUUUGUGUACAGAGCUGACAGGUUGGGAAGGACUGAAGGCGUGUGUGAAAGUUCCUAACAAGCCCCAUAAGUGCAUUAAGCUGUGAAGAGCAGUGCUGAGCAGAAGGAUGGAAACGUGGGCUGGAGGGGAUGGGGUGUAUGAGGCCAUGGCUCAGCAUGGAGGACUGGGGCAGGCUGAAGUCUUCAGGUGCACUUCACAGUAAGAACCGAAUCAUUUGGAUAUGUUAGAUCUGAUCUAAAGGAGAACAGUUGUUCUUAGCCUAAGAAAGACAUGGCACAUCAGCUGUGCUACCGCUUCCCAUUCCCUGCCUUGUUUACUUACCACUGCCUUCAGUUUGUAAAGACCUGCACGUCUCUGAUAGGAAACCUAGUUUUCCUGCUCUGCUGACGUCAGCCUGGCAGCAGGGGAGCUGUGUGUGACCAGAGGGGUUCCAGCUGAUCCGUGACGCGUUUUAUCUCAUUUCUCUGCUGUCUAACAAAGAGGGGGAAAUCCUUUCCAUUAAAGGAGAGAGAGGGUUGAGUUUACCUGGGAACAGCACAGGGUAUUUUUGGGAGCAAGGCAGAGGAUGCCCAGAAGGAACGAUUGCAUCAUGGCUUUGCUUCAGCACAUCCUGACCUUCAUGCCGUGCUGACUGCGCUUUGGGUUUCUCUUCUGCUUCCCAUGCAAUUACUGGAAAGAAAAAUCAUCUGUAUAUUGAAAAGGCUGAACCUGGGCUGCAGGGAAGGGGCUUUUUUAUGUUGUUUUCUUCUUUGUAAGUGAAGCGAAGGAAUGAAAUGCCAGCUUCCAGAUGGCUAACAAUGAGACUCUGUUUUUAAAGGCACAACUUCCCUUGCGGUCCCCAGGCGUGAUGAAGCGAGACUCCCCCGUGGGCGUGCUUGUAGAAUGAGGUUGUUCUGGGAAUAGUUUCAACAAGUCUUACUGGAGCUCCUGAUGCUUUUCGAGGAGCUGAGUGGCUUCUGCCUGUUGUGCUGUAUUUACCUAUAGGAGCCCUAUAGGCUGGUGAGUUGGGAGGGCUGUGCUGACCCUCCAGAGGCUUUAGGCAGCCCCAGCCCUCCAGGAAAGCAAAGCUGCCUUUUCAUUUCCUCUCACUCACACGACCAAACUUCAAACACAUCUCAGUGCUAUUAUCUCCAUAAGCAGCACUUGUCCCAUUAGCUCUUAAUGAAUUGCAAUGCUGGGAUGCUGUUGUUACACACAACACAGUGCUUUGAGUUGAGAAGGGCACAGUGCUGACAGCUAUACGGUCAGGUAUAGCAGAUGUAGGUGAGCAAUGGGCAGGAGGAGCUGGGGCUGCCUGAGUGCCCUCCUUGACCUGAUGGCUCUCAGGCACAAGUACAGGAGAUGACUAAUCUGUUACUGUAAGGAACAGCGUGAGGUCUGAAUGGAUGGUCAGAGCUGAGUCACUGCACUGCAGCAAUGCCCACUUCCAAAUGCAUUCAUUCCUUAUUCAUCAGUGCACGGUGUGCAGCUCGCAGCCUCCCGGGGUAUUUUUAGUGAAACCAAUCGUGCAUUGGCACAGUGUGUCUCAGCUCACUGCUUUCUACCAUCCCCAACUGCUUUCGACUCCUUGCAGCGCUGGGCUGCUGUUGGCAAUGCAGCCUUCAGUUCCUUUCCAACCUCAAACUUUUCUUUUCUUGCAAAAGCUUUGGUGGGUCUGUGAGCUGGGAGGUUUUCCUGCCAGCUGCCUGUUGGCAGAAGGGCUGCUGUCGUGGAGCAACUGAACUGUAAAUACGCUAUUAGUUGAAUGUCAGGGCUGUUGUUUGAUUUCUUUCUUUCUCUCUUUGCAUUUGAUUUUUGAAACUCUCCCAUGUUUGAUACCGUGGACAAUAAAUUUGCAGACUUUAGAGGA
Coturnix japonica (Japanese quail) is the source of this 5468-nucleotide messenger RNA. It is a transcript of the gene DDA1, whose product is annotated as DET1 and DDB1 associated 1. Gene Ontology annotation, biological process: positive regulation of proteasomal ubiquitin-dependent protein catabolic process. Gene Ontology annotation, cellular component: Cul4-RING E3 ubiquitin ligase complex. The record is from RefSeq and is a predicted model, not a curated record. Lineage: Eukaryota; Metazoa; Chordata; Aves; Galliformes; Phasianidae.